AUGUCGUCUCGUGGAUCCGAACGAGGUAUACAUAGAGAAAAUCCCGAGGUUGAACCAAAGCAAGGACGUCGAGGUGGAAACGCUAGUGCUAGUACGAGUAACGUAAGUCGAUACUAUAGGUCAAUGACCCUUACUGACUUCCUCAAGAAUGGUCCACCUCGGUUUAACGGAAACGCCAAUGCCCUGGAGGCUGAUCAGUGGUUUCGAGAAGUGGAGAGGUUUUUGUACACUCAGCAUGUUCCUGAAGUGGAGUUAACGGAUGUCUCUUGGCAUAUAUUCAAGACAGAGUUUUAUGGGAGAUAUUUCUUGCAUGCGUUUCGCAUUGCAAAGGAAUUGGAGUUAAUGCAGCUGAAGCAAAAGGAUAUGUCCGUUGCCGACUAUACCCGUGAAUUCGACAACCUGUGCCGUUUCUCGAAAACUUGUCAAGGAAAUCCAGCUGAUUAUGAGGAAUGGAAGUGUGCUCAGUAUGAGAAAGGACUAAGGAGAGAUAUCUUUAAUUACGUGUAUCCACAAAAGCUAACAAAUUUUACUGAGUUGGUUAAGAAGAGCCAGCUCGCUGAGGAUUGCUCCAUGAAGUGGACACUGCUACAGGAAGGCUUUGGUGAGACCACUCCAGAAGAGCCGCGCAGGUACGGACUGGGAAUGUGUUUUCGAUGUGGAGCACCGAGACAUAUGUCUAGGGAUUGUUCGCGUGGGAGAGCCGCAGAUACGGGUUGGCCACGACAGGAUCGAGGUAAGUAUGAUACCGAAUGCAUAGAAAGGAUUUGUUCUGUAUAG
Molecule: messenger RNA, 777 nt
Organism: Arachis duranensis
Lineage: Eukaryota; Viridiplantae; Streptophyta; Magnoliopsida; Fabales; Fabaceae
Exons: 2
Coding region: 1-777 (258 amino acids)
Molecular function (GO): zinc ion binding; nucleic acid binding
Source: RefSeq, a predicted model, not a curated record